GGGGCUAGGUGUCGUCUGGUAUCCGAACAAGUCUAUUAUUCCUGCCCUUGUUCGACGUAAGCUGCCCGGUUGCUUCACCCGAUAUGUGCAAUGAAUGAUAUAUGAUUGGCCAUUGGCAGAAGGGGGUACAUGCCUAGCGCAAGUGAUGAAUUGAGAAGGAGGUCAUUGUGUAAGGGCGGCCGCUCGGUGGCUAUUGGCUGAAGCCCUGCCCGUCGCUUGGUAUCUUACAGCAUUCACGGACAUUUUGAUUCGAAUCCGCUCACAAUAUGGAAUACACAUUUCUUAUCCCGCUGGCGGUUGUUGCCAUAGCUGUUCUUCAGCUACAAAACGUUGGCAGACGCCCCAAGGGGUAUCCUCCGGGCCCUCCUACACUGCCUUUGAUCGGUAAUCUUCACCAGAUCCCGUUUACAAAGCCGCAUAUACAGUUCAAGAAGUGGGCAAAGGAGUAUGGCCCCGUGUACUCCCUGAUUUUUGGCACCAAAGUCGUGAUUAUACUUUCAUCAGAUCGGGCAGUGAAGGACCUCAUGGACAAACGGAGCGCCAUUUACUCAUCACGCGCCGAUAUAUACCUUGGAAACGUAGCCAGUGGAAACCUUCGCGUUGUGAUCAUGAAAUAUGGUGAAACAUGGCGAAUGAUCCGAAAGGUUUUCCACCAGGCCCUGCACAUUAAUGCGGCCAGGGCCUAUGUCCCGUACCAGGACCUCGAGAGCAAACAGAUGCUGACCGGGUUCCUGGACGAGCCGCACCACUUUGCCGAUCACAUCCGCCGCUACACCAACUCGCUCACGACACAGAUUGUGUUCGGAUUCCGUAUUGCGGGCAUUCACGAUGAGAGGUUGAAGAAGCUGUACCACUGUGUCGAGGCAUGGAGCGAGGUCAUGGGGUCCUCCGCGGCGGCGCUCCUAGACGCGUAUCCGGUGCUCAGAAAACUCGGCCCCCUGUCGCCUGGAAAACGGUAUGCUGAAAGGGUACAAAAGGAGACGAACACUCUUUAUGUCGGACAUUGGAUGGAUGCGAAGAAGCGCGUUGUGGAGGGCACAUUAAAGCCAUGUUUCUGCACAAGUAUUGUUGAAAACCAGAAGGCGUCCGGAUUCUCUGAUGAUCUGGCCGGAUACAUCUCUGGAUCUGCCCUCGAAGCCGGCUCGGACACGACCGCAAAUACACUACACAGCUUCGUCCAAGCCAUGCUUCUGUAUCCCUCCGUACAGAAGCAAGCCAGGGAAGAAUUGGAUCGUGUCUGCGGUACAGAAAGACUACCAAACAUGGAUGACUGGGACUCCAUGCCCUACAUACGGGCAUGCGUCAAGGAAACCCUGCGGUGGCUGCCAACCGCAAUCCUCGGAAUGCCGCACGCCGUAACCCAGGAUGACGAGUACAUGGGCUACAAAAUCCCCAAAGGGGCCGGCGUCAUACUUAACGUUUGGGCCAUCAGCAUGGACGAGGACCGGUGGGAGGACCCCCGGGCCUUCGACCCGUCCCGCUACGCGGGCGACGACCAGAACUCGUUCGAGUCGGCGUCAAACGCGGACCCCUCCAAGAGGGACCACUACGGAUUCGGCGCCGGUCGGCGUCUUUGCCAGGGCACGCACGUCGCCGAACGGUCCCUCUUUCUGGGCAUCGCGCGGCUGCUGUGGGCGUUCCGUUUCGAGCGCGCCAUCGACAGCCGCGGGGCAGAGAUCGUUCCGGAUGCGGACGACAUCACGAACGGGAUCUUGGUGCAGCCGCGGCCGUUUCUGGCGAAGAUCACGGCGAGGAGCGAAGCUCACGCGCGGAUCAUCCGCAAGGAAUGGGAGGCGAGCCAGGAGCUUCUGGACAAAGACGACCAGUGGAAGGAGGUUCCGCGCGGAAUGGUGUUCGAGUCUCUGGUGUCGUCGGAUGGAAAGGAUUGAGUCAUUCGGGGCUAGAAGGAGUGCUCGCACGUAGCUUGGUUGAAGAUACAUGAGGGGGGCUAUGAUAUUUCCCCCUGUGAUGGCGCUGGAAGAUGCAUACAUAUCAGGCAGAGUUAUUGUUGGGAAUCUGUGAUGCACGAUCCUCACGUAACCAGAGACUCAUAGAUUUAUUUUCAAAACUGACACUUCUCUUUAUUAC
Colletotrichum navitas is the source of this 2088-nucleotide messenger RNA. RefSeq names its product cytochrome P450. Bases 267 to 1889 code for a protein of 540 amino acids. The record is from RefSeq and is a predicted model, not a curated record. Gene Ontology annotation, molecular function: iron ion binding; monooxygenase activity; heme binding. Lineage: Eukaryota; Fungi; Ascomycota; Sordariomycetes; Glomerellales; Glomerellaceae. The transcript has 5 exons.